Molecule: messenger RNA, 2153 nt
Organism: Brassicogethes aeneus
Lineage: Eukaryota; Metazoa; Arthropoda; Insecta; Coleoptera; Nitidulidae
Source: the annotation of a GenBank genome assembly
CGCCAAACAAUUGCCAAAAAACCCUUUGACAGAAGAAGUUUCAUAAUUCUGUAUUUUACUUAGAGAAGAUGCCUUGCAACUGUCCAGUCACCCAACCAGGCCCCACUUUGGCCUCGACAUGUGGGGGGGCCCAAUUUAUGCUCUUCAUGGGGCUUUUGGAGGUUUUUUUGAGGAGCCAGUGCGAUCUGGAAGAUCCAUGUGGGAGACCCGAUCAUAGCACCCCCAUUUUGCCAGAGUACGAUUUUAUCAUUGUAGGGGGGGGUAGUGGUGGGUCAGUGGUAGCAAGCCGACUAUCUGAAAUACCAGAAUGGAGGGUUCUACUGAUAGAAGCAGGAAUGGAUGAGCCUACUGGUACUCAAGUACCUUCAAUGUUCCUAAAUUUCAUUGGUUCUGACAUCGAUUGGGCGUACACAACAGAACCCGAGAAAGAAGCCUGCUUAGGUGAAAACGAAAGGAGAUGCUAUUGGCCUAGAGGAAAGGUUCUAGGCGGAACUUCCGUUAUGAAUGGUAUGAUGUACAUCCGCGGUGCUCGUAAAGAUUACGAUGAUUGGGCGCAAGAUGGCAAUGAAGGGUGGUCAUACAACGAGGUGUUGCCAUAUUUCCUAAAAAGUGAGGAUAACAAACAAAUGGAUAAAAUGGAUAACGGUUUUCACUCCAAAGGUGGAUUACUAGCUGUAUCUCAGUUCCCAUACCACCCACCUCUAUCCAAAGCUAUUCUAAAAGGGGCUGAAGAACUGGGUUAUCCAACACGAGAUUUAAACGGGGCUUACCAUACAGGCUUUCAAAUAGCUCAAACCACAAAUGUGAAUGGUUCUAGAUUAUCAACGUCCCGCGCUUUUUUGCGUCCAUUCAAAAACCGACGUAACCUGCACAUUUUAAUGAACUCAACUGUUACCAGAGUGCUUAUAAAUACCACCACCAAACAAGCUUAUGGUGUGGAGGUACUAAAUAGUGGCCUAAAACAGGUUAUAUAUGCUAGUAAAGAGGUCAUCGUUUCAGGUGGAGCUGUAGCUUCUCCACAAAUUUUGCUGCUAUCUGGUGUUGGACCAAAAGAAGAACUGCAAAACGUUAAUGUACCAGUUGUACACGAACUACCAGGGGUGGGAAAAAAUCUGCACAACCACGUAGCCUAUUUCCUCAACUUCAACAUAAACGAUACCAACUCGGCCCCAUUGAACUGGGCUACAGCCAUGGAAUACCUCUUGUUCAGAGAUGGGCUUAUGAGCGGGACAGGCAUUUCCGAGGUAACAGGGUUUAUAAACACAAAGUACAAUGACGCCAGCAUCGAGCAACCCGACGUUCAAUACUUUUUCGGCGGAUUUCUGGCCAACUGCGCCAGAACUGGGCAAGUAGGGGAAAAAGUUGACAACAGCACCAGAUCCAUCCAGAUUAUCCCAGCCGUUUUGCACCCCAAAUCCAGGGGUGAAAUAAGGUUAAAGGAUAACAAUCCUUUGAGUCAUCCUUUGAUUUACGCUAACUACUACACCCACCCGGAUGACAUUAAAGUUAUGGUGGAAGGCAUCAAGUUUGCCAUCAAACUAUCUAACACUAAAGCUCUAAAGCGAUAUGGUUUUCAACUGGAUAACACUCAUACUAGAGGUUGCGAAAAAUUUAAGUUCGGUACAGAUGAAUAUUGGGCUUGUGCCGCCAAAGUACAGACCGGUCCUGAAAACCAUCAGGUCGGUAGUUGUAAAAUGGGCCCCCCAACUGACCCAAUGGCUGUUGUUAACCCUCUUUUACAGGUCUAUGGAGUGGAUAAACUGAGAGUUAUAGAUGCCAGUAUAAUUCCCAAAGUGACAACCGGAAAUACCAAUGCGCCUGUCAUUAUGAUAGCGGAAAAAGGAAGUGACAUGAUUAAAUCGAGAUGGCUAACGCCUCAAGCCGGAUUUUUCUACACCAAUGCGCCCAAUCAGCGUAUUGACAGGCAAUGGGGGUCUUGGUAGAUUAUGGGUGAAAAAAACGGUAUUAUUUAUAGUAUUUAUUACAGUAUUUUUAUGGAUAAUAAACAAAGUUUUUAAUGUAAAUUGUUUUAUUUAAAAAAAUCAUUGUUUGGUUUCUGCUUUUUUCAUGAAGUCGUUUGCUUUGGCGGUGAGGUCUUGGCCGGCCUUUUGGAGGGUGGCUGUGAUGUUUUGCAGCAAGUCGUUAUCCUACAA